AUGUUCUGCCAGCCUGUUACCUCGAUCCCACAACCACCCACCACCCACCCUUCGUGUGCUGUUCCCAUUGGCGGUUCCAACAGCUCGAUUCUGGAUGCUUGCUGCAACGGACACAUCAAUACCAUUGCCACGUAUUCCGCGCCAGAAACAGCAUCCUCCCCAGGUUCUGCUACUUCCAAACCUGUCAUCGUCAACUCAGAGGACAACGACGACUGCUUUCAGUACUGCAUAACUGACUCCCCGGACAUUGUUCAAAGCUGCCUUGCUGAGAAGAUGGCGGCAUUUGAAAAAGAGAGUGCAAGUGGAAAAGGCAUGUUUGGAUGCUUCAAUGUGCAGAAGGCGCGCAGCGCGAGAAGGGCCACCGGCGGCAACGAGGGAUCGUAUGCGAGUGCUGGAUUGAGGAUUAGCGGAAGUGGAAGUUGGGCCCUUUCCAUCUUGAUGGCUUUGAGUGUUGUUGGUGCCUUUAUGUGAAGAUGAGGCAUCGCUGCAGGGGGGAAGAAGACUACAUCGCUUGACAAGAGUUGGGAUCCGCGAUGAUAUUGCAUACUCAAUUUUCGCAUCAGCGCUGAUGCUGAUGGUAAUGAAUCACGACGCAUAGUUUGGAGUUAGACUGCAUUGUUCAAUCAAGGAAUCGUUUGC
Molecule: messenger RNA, 639 nt
Organism: Exserohilum turcica Et28A
Lineage: Eukaryota; Fungi; Ascomycota; Dothideomycetes; Pleosporales; Pleosporaceae
Exons: 1
Coding region: 1-471 (156 amino acids)
Source: RefSeq, a predicted model, not a curated record